AUGGGGGGACAGCCCGCAGGACCGGCCAGCUGCUGUGCUGUUGCCAUCAUCAUACCUGUGCACUGCUUCACCUCUAGCAAGAUCAUUGGCAACACGUGGGGGGUCUGCCUGGGGCUGCUGCAGGCCGAGUAUACCCAGGAGGAUGCCCUGGAUGGCCUGCAGCGCUCCAUGCUGCUGGCCCAUGUGGACCUGACUGAGAAGCUGCUCAAUUAUGCACCCCUGGGUAAGUGA
Molecule: messenger RNA, 231 nt
Organism: Hippopotamus amphibius kiboko
Lineage: Eukaryota; Metazoa; Chordata; Mammalia; Artiodactyla; Hippopotamidae
Product: DNA-directed RNA polymerases I, II, and III subunit RPABC5-like
Exons: 1
Coding region: 1-231 (76 amino acids)
Biological process (GO): transcription by RNA polymerase II; transcription by RNA polymerase I; tRNA transcription by RNA polymerase III
Cellular component (GO): RNA polymerase III complex; RNA polymerase I complex; RNA polymerase II, core complex
Molecular function (GO): zinc ion binding; DNA binding; DNA-directed RNA polymerase activity
Source: RefSeq, a predicted model, not a curated record